UACUGAUAAGCGCUUCUAUUCCCAUUGCCACUGUUGUUUUUUUUCUUGCGGACACGUGAUGAAUACUAGUCCAUUUCUUCAGUUGGCCAAAAGAAACGAAAACUAUAAAGUUGAAAAUUGAUACUGAAAAAUGGAAUCGAGGGAGCAAAUUAUUUUGAAUGUAUGUGUACUAUUGGCCAGGAAAGCUGAACUGAGGGUGUCUAUGAGGGAACCAUCACAAGUAGCAGGUAUUAUGGGGGGAAGAUUUGGAUUAUUUUCGGGUGCAGCCUUAGCUGGAGCAAUGCCCAUGGGAUCAUCUUCCAAAAACGCGGCAGAUAUAAUUAAAUAUGAUUUGACGGACCAGCAGAAGCAUAUGUUGGUCACAUCGGUCGAACACUUCUUCGAGGAUAUCGCCUUGAUAGAUGCAGAAAGUGGCCUGAGAGUACUUUCUCAUACUGCAGAAGCUAGAUAUCAAAUGAAGCAAACACUCAUUCAGUUUUUGAAAAAGGAACUGAAUUUACAUAUCUGGAGUUCCAAAACUAUUUUUUAGAUUUAUGUCAGUGAAAUUCAGGGAGUUUCAAUAUUUAAUCUUUACAUUGAAAAACUUGAUCAUAUUCACGUAAUAUGCACAUGUUUCUAACAAUUUCAUAAUUGGCAACACUGAUUUGACAUGUGACACUUAGAAUGAAACAUAUAAUUAUUGUGAUUAUAAUUAAAAACUGAAUUUUUUCGCCUCUAUUGAAACUAUUCAGUGUUUUGGUCAUAUAUUAUUCAUCCUAUGAUAAAAAAGUUUAUGGAAUUCGUUGUAUUGUUAUUAUAAAAAAAUACGCAACAAUGACAAAUCAGUGCUUUCACUGUUUUUAGUUAUAUACCAAAACACUGAAUCAUAUUCUCAAACAUGCUGAAUUUCAAAGUGUGAUUACAAAUCACAAUUACAGUAAUUACAUGUUUUUUUUUUAAUAUCAUAUGUGAAAUAUCAGCGUUGCCGAAUAGUGGAACGCCAGAAAUAUGUAAAACCAAUUUAACGUGAAUAUGGUCAUUUGUCGAGCUGUUAUUUUAUUCUUUAAAUGUUAUUUCUAGAUGUGAAUAAUGGAUUUUAUUGUUGUUUGUCCAUAUUUUUUGUUUCUUGCUGUUGAACGAAUAAAAUGAUAAUUAUAAUCGUGA
Molecule: messenger RNA, 1143 nt
Organism: Leptinotarsa decemlineata (Colorado potato beetle)
Lineage: Eukaryota; Metazoa; Arthropoda; Insecta; Coleoptera; Chrysomelidae
Source: RefSeq, a predicted model, not a curated record